CUGCCAAUCAAAUUUUUAGACUCAAGUAGAGAUUGCAAAAGUUAGGUUACCUGUUCGUUACUCUGGAAAUACAAACUUGUGAAUAUUAUGUAGUAUUGAGAAGCUUUGGGAAUUCAACUUUAGAAAAUUUACAAUUAAAAAUAUGUGAUUCUUUAACCAAUAAAAAAUUAAUUAUGGCGGUAACUAGUAAUUUAUUUUGAAGAUUUCAAUGUCUAAAUAAAAAUUCUUAUAGUCAUUUUACUUCCCUUUAGAGUUGUAUUUACAAAGAUAAGAUUAAAGUAUCUGUUAGGAUAGCGCAUAUACAUAGUAAAAAUAAUGAAAAUGUUGAUACAAUUACUUCUAAGCUAAACACUUCUACUAAUUCAAUACUAGUAAAAAACCCGAAAGACGAUAAAAAAGAAGUGAAAAUAUUCAACUUUGAUAAUGUUUUUGAUCAUUUAACUUCGCAAGAAGAAAUUUUUAAUACAUGUGCACAAUCUGUAAUAGAGAAUGUAAUAAAUGGAUAUAACGGAGCAAUUAUCAGUUAUGGCGUAAGCGGAUCUGGUAGAAGUUAUACUAUGAAUGGUGAUGGAGAUAAUAUAGGAGAUUUUGGUAUUAUACCAAGAUCAAUUACAUAUAUAUUUGAUUUAAUCAAAGAAAGAAAUAAUAGUGAAAAGUAUUCAGUAAAGGUAUCAUACUAUAGGCAUAAUACUGCUUUUGACGAGAUAGAAGACUUAUUAAACGAUGACCCAAAUCAAAUAGUAAAAAUUAAAGAAUCUAAAGAAUUAGGUACAUACAUUCAAAAUUUAUCAACGGUACCAACUAAAAAUUCAAAUGAAAUGUAUGAAUACUUCAUAAAAGGCAAAAAUAAAUUUACAAGAGAAUUUACAUCCUUCUUUACUGUAACAAUUGAUAGUAUUAAAACUACUAAAAGUGAUGAUAGUUCUAUUAAAAAUUCAACUAGGACUGGAAGGUUGUAUUUUAUUGAUAUGAAGGCCUGGGAUUGUGAAAAUACAUAUAAAUGUUGUAAUCAACAUUCUACGGAAGCUAAAUACAUUAGUAAAUCAUUAACUCCAUUGGCUAUGGUAGUGGCAGCUCUUGCAGACAAUAGUAGCCAUGUUCCUUAUAGGAGUGGUAAGGAUACGAGAUUGUUAAAAGACGUUUUAGGUGGUAAUUGUAAAACUGUUUGGAUAUCUAAUAUAAACAUAAAUUCUACGUAUUAUGAUAAAACUAUAUCAACUCUACUAUUAUCAUCUAGAGUUAAGUGCAUAGAGAACAAACCUGUUAUUAAUACACAUCCUAUUGACAAUAGUCCUUAAUAACGAAUAGGGCUAUUAAUACUUUCAAAGAAAGAUUCUCUUUAGGAGAAGCUCAAAGUAAAUCUAAUUAAUCUGAAAACAAAAUGUCUUAAAUUUAGAAUAAUGCAUUUCCUUCGUAAUGAAAUUAGUCUAUAUAAUAAAUAGAAUAAGAGAAAGUAAUCUGAAUGGAAUAACUAAAUGCAUCUACAUGAUAAGAUGAAGAAAAGAACUAUUGAUAAAACUAUAUUUAAAGCUUCCUAAUUUUUAUUUUACAUUGAUUUGUUAAUCUAUUCACUUGAUUGGGAAAUAAUCAUUCGAAUUCUAUUAAUAUGAGUAAUAU
Messenger RNA from Dimorphilus gyrociliatus, 1617 nucleotides. Lineage: Eukaryota; Metazoa; Annelida; Polychaeta; Dinophilidae. The record is from the annotation of a GenBank genome assembly.